Molecule: messenger RNA, 2589 nt
Organism: Didymodactylos carnosus
Lineage: Eukaryota; Metazoa; Rotifera; Eurotatoria; Philodinida; Philodinidae
Source: the annotation of a GenBank genome assembly
AUGUCAACUGUGACGUUGAUUCCAGAAUGCAAACUUGCAUUGCUUGUUGUAUUUGUUGCGCAUGCUAAUGAUCGUUUGUAUUUGAAAACAUCCGAGAAAAAUUUAAAGUUACACGAACAAUUAAGUACAAUAUUUGAUGCACAUAUGAUUCAAACAACAAAUAAUGGUCCAUAUCAGUUGAAUGUUGAUGAUGCUUUAGCAGAUCGAGGGACAGGUAAACAACCGACACCUGUUGUUCGUAAACGUCGAACUACGGAACAAUAUGUAUUCAACGAUUCAAUGAUAAAUCGUUCAUCUAUCCUCGAUCAAAGUUAUACCUCGCCAACGCCUGUGGCAAAUCGAGUUGAUCCAACGCGAGCACUCAAAGCUGAAAUAAAUAAGCUAGCAUACGAACAAGAUGAUUUACAACAACGGUGUGAUUCCUUGGAAAAAAGCAAUGAAGAAUUAAAAGAAGAAAUUCGUGUAAUGAAAGAAAAACUCCUUCAGAAAUCUGAUUAUCAAGAAAUUAAAGAUGAACGUAACAAACUGAUCGAAGAUCUUCAUAUAUGUGAACUUGAAAAGAAGAAGUUACACGAUGUUGCAGAUAAUGUUACUGAAUUACAACAACGAAUUCGUCACUAUAAAAAAGCUGAAGAACAAAUGAAUGAGAAAACAACGUUGUUAGAAAAAAAAUUGAAAGCUCGUGAACAACAAUGUGAAGAGUUCGAUAAACUAAUUAAAAAUCAGAGUGCUUCAAUACUAUCAUUAACGACAGCAAAUGAUCAAGUACAAUUAUUAGAACGAGAUAAUAGUCGAUUAAAAACAAUGAUAAACGAAAUGGAAAAUAACUAUCCAAGACAAAUACGUAUAUUAGAAGACGAAAAGAAACGAUUAGAAAAACUACUGCAAGAACCACAGUCAACCGAAGAGCCAUUGAUUGUUGAUGAAAAACGGCAGCUAGAAAAAGAUUUACAUUAUCUUCAAAUGAAUUGGUGUGAUCCAAAAGAAAAAGAUGAAGAAAUUCAAUCAUACAAAAAUAUCAUUGAAAAACUAGAAGAUUUAAUUACACAAAUCCGUUUAGAAUGUCAAGAAGCGCGUACACAAACAUGUGAUCUUAUGGAAGAACAAACCCGAGUUCGAGAUGAGUUUCAUGCUCAAUUAAAACGAUACGAGUUGAAAUUAGACGAAUUGUCGAAAGAUAAUAAUACCAUACGAGAUCAAAAUUCAAAAAUGGAUAGUGAAUGUUCGCGUUUACGUAGUGAAUUGUUGUUAUUAAAAAAGAAAAUACAAGAGCAAGAUAUUGAAUUAAAUAAUAAAAUUGUUUCAAAUGCUGAAUUAAAUGUGAAAUUAGAUGAAUUAAUGAAUAAACAACAACAAUUGGCAUCAACGUCUAAUGUUACAACUGAGCAAUUACAAAAAAUUCAUUCAUUAAAAUAUGAGUUGGAUAUUAUCAAAGUUGAACGUGAUCAAACAAAUUCAAAAUUAUUUGAUUUACAAAUAAAAUAUGAUCAAUUAACACGUACAAUUCAUACGUAUGAAAUGAAAUUGAAUGAACAAGAAGAAAAUGAAGCAAAAUUAAAACUACAAGCUCAGAAUAUUCGUAAAGCUCAUGAAACAGCAUUAAAUGAAAAACAAACUGAAUUAGAUCAUUUAAAACAAUCAAUUACGGAGUUAGAGCAAAAAUACGAACAGAGUGAGAAAAAUUUGAUUUUGAAAUCAAAAGAAAUGGAUAAUUUAAAGAAAACGCUUGUCGCAAAGGUAGACGAUAUUCGUCGUCUGGGAAAAUACGGCGAAGAUUUACUCGAACAUUAUAAUAACGAAAAAAUGAAAUUUAAAAAAACUGAAGAAGAAAUGGAAAUAGUAAAACGAGAACAUUUGAAAUUAUCUAAUGAGCAUCAACAAUUACAACAAGAGUGUACAAGAUGUCAACGCCGAUGUGCACAGUUGGAAGAAGAACGUUCGCCACUAAUAGCUCAAUUAGAUUUUGCUGAUAGAGAAUUACGCCAGUAUAAAAAACAAUUCACAGAAUCAAUUAAUAAUGAUGAAAAUCGUAAAACGAGCACAACUGUUCAUGAACACCGUCAAAAACAUCAAACAUUCUCGUCUGGUAAUAAUUAUCAACCGUUAAUGACCGUUGAAAAUACAUCAUUGCAUAAAACUCAUCAUCAAGCACGUUUAAUAAGAUCUCCAAGUCUUGAUAUGCGUACGAUCAAACAUUCUCAUGGUAAUGAAAAAUUAGCAACAAUGGACGAAACACGGUCACUCGAAGACAACGAUUUUUUAUCUUUACCAAAAAGUCAGUCAUUGAAUUCAUUUGCUCCAAAUACACGUGUUCCAGUUGAAUCAAUGACAGCUAAAUACGAUAUCGAAAAUGAAGAUGAGCCCAUACAUUUAGAUAUAGGUCCAAUUGGUCUGAAACGUAUUCGAGAGCUUCAGCAACGAAAUGAUGCACAACCAAAACAUUUACGUACAGCAUAUGCUCUUGAAACAAUGGAUGCAGAUCCGGGCUUAUUUUCAAAUAGUUUCAUACAACAGCAACCGCCUCAACAACAUUUAUCAAAUUCACCAAAGUCAUCAUCACGAGUGAAAAAUUUAUUUCGUCGAAAAUGA